Molecule: messenger RNA, 468 nt
Organism: Photinus pyralis (common eastern firefly)
Lineage: Eukaryota; Metazoa; Arthropoda; Insecta; Coleoptera; Lampyridae
Exons: 2
Coding region: 24-404 (126 amino acids)
Source: RefSeq, a predicted model, not a curated record
UAGAUCUUCAUGUACAGCCAAAGAUGAUAAUUCAGCAUCCAUUUGCUUUAUUCUUCUUAUUAUUGCUAUCGAAAAGUCGUGCUUCUGAAGGAGGAACAUCGUGCUCUACAGGGUGUACUAAAGGACAGUUGGACCAAACCAUCGAAUUUAUCCCCGACUUUCAUCACGUAUGCGUUAAUCCUCAACGUUUACGUGCCAUGAAGACUUGCCUAUGUGAAAAUGGGACCAGUCAGUGCGUUGGCGAUCUCUUUAAUGACUGCUCAAGUCAGUCAGAAGUGAAUUUCAACUGCUUGAGCGAUGCCUAUUUGACGCAGUUUAAAAACUGCUUGUGUGACUUGCCUUACGAGAAUUGCCCAAUGAUAUUUUUUGAUAGAUGCGUUCCAUUAAUUCCCAAUGUCGGAUAAAUGUCCUGGUCGGAGGUAUUUCGGCGUUUUAUUAGUGUAUAUUUAUUUACCAAUAUAUAGUUCA